This is a messenger RNA of Kluyveromyces lactis, 3522 nucleotides long. RefSeq lists its product as uncharacterized. The record is from RefSeq and is a predicted model, not a curated record. The transcript has a single exon. Gene Ontology annotation, cellular component: cytoplasm. The coding region runs from base 1 to 3522 and encodes 1173 amino acids. Lineage: Eukaryota; Fungi; Ascomycota; Saccharomycetes; Saccharomycetales; Saccharomycetaceae. Gene Ontology annotation, molecular function: metal ion binding; ATP binding; pyruvate carboxylase activity. Gene Ontology annotation, biological process: pyruvate metabolic process; gluconeogenesis.
AUGUCAUCUCAACUAGCUGGAUUGCGUGACAAUUCCAACCUUAUGGGUGAAAAGAACAAGUUGCUUGUUGCUAACCGUGGUGAAAUUCCGAUCAGAAUCUUCAGAACAGCUCAUGAACUUUCUAUGAAGACUGUGGCGAUUUACUCGCACGAGGAUAGAUUGUCCAUGCACAGGUUAAAGGCCGAUGAAGCUUACGUUAUCGGUGAACAAGGUAAAUAUACUCCAGUUGGUGCUUACUUGGCGAUUGAUGAAAUUAUCAACAUUGCCAAGUCCCAUGGUGUGAACUUUAUCCAUCCUGGUUACGGGUUCCUAUCAGAAAACUCUGAAUUCGCUGAAAAAGUUGCAGCUUCUGGUAUCACUUGGGUUGGUCCUCCAGCUGCUGUUAUCGAUUCCGUUGGUGACAAAGUUUCAGCCAGAAACUUGGCUGAAAAGGCUAACGUUCCAGUGGUUCCAGGUACUCCAGGUCCAAUUGAGACUGUCGAAGAAGCACAGGCCUUCGUUGAUAAAUACGGAUUCCCAGUCAUCAUUAAGGCCGCCUUUGGUGGUGGUGGUCGUGGUAUGAGAGUUGUCCGUGAAGGUGAUGAUAUCAGUGACGCUUUCCAACGUGCCAAAUCUGAAGCUAUCACUGCUUUUGGUAACGGUACUUGUUUCAUUGAAAGAUUCUUGGACAAGCCAAAGCAUAUCGAAGUUCAAUUGUUGGCUGAUAACUACGGUAACGUUGUUCAUCUGUUCGAAAGAGAUUGUUCCGUUCAAAGAAGACAUCAAAAGGUUGUCGAAGUUGCCCCAGCCAAAACUCUACCUGAAGAAGUGCGUGACGCUAUCUUAACUGAUGCGGUCAAAUUAGCUAAGGAAGCUGGUUACAGAAACGCUGGUACCGCUGAAUUCUUAGUCGAUAACCAAAACAGACAUUACUUUAUCGAAAUUAACCCAAGAAUUCAAGUCGAACAUACAAUUACCGAAGAAAUCACCGGUAUCGAUAUCGUCGCUGCUCAAAUCCAAAUCGCUGCAGGUGCCACUUUGGAACAAUUGGGUUUGAUGCAAGAUAAGAUUACAACUCGUGGUUUCGCCAUCCAGUGUCGUAUCACCACUGAAGAUCCUUCCAAAAACUUCCAACCUGAUACAGGUCGUAUCGACGUUUACCGUUCUGCUGGUGGUAACGGUGUCAGAUUAGAUGGUGGUAACGCCUUCGCCGGGUCUGUUAUCUCCCCUCAUUACGACUCUAUGUUGGUUAAGUGUUCUUGUUCAGGUUCUACUUACGAAAUCGUUCGUCGUAAGAUGUUACGUGCCUUGAUUGAAUUUAGAAUUAGAGGAGUUAAGACUAACAUUCCAUUCUUGUUGACUCUAUUAACUCAUCCAGUCUUCAAGUCUGGUGAAUACUGGACCACUUUCAUCGAUGAUACCCCACAAUUGUUCGAAAUGGUCUCCUCCCAAAACAGAGCUCAAAAACUAUUGCACUACUUAGCUGACUUGGCCGUUAACGGUUCUUCAAUUAAGGGUCAAAUUGGCUUACCAAAAUUGACCACUCAUCCAACCAUCCCACAUUUGCACAAUGAAGAUGGUUCCCUUGUGGACGUUUCUGCUAAGCCACCUGCUGGAUGGAGAGAUGUUCUAUUAGAUUACGGUCCAGAAGAAUUUGCCAAGCAAGUUAGAAAAUUCAACGGUACUUUGUUGAUGGAUACCACCUGGAGAGAUGCGCAUCAAUCUUUAUUGGCUACCAGAGUUCGUACCUACGAUUUGGCUGCCAUCGCACCAACUACUGCUCAUGCUAUGAGUGGAGCAUUUGCCUUAGAAUGUUGGGGUGGUGCCACCUUCGAUGUCUCUAUGAGAUUCUUGCACGAAGAUCCAUGGGAACGCCUGAGAACUCUAAGAAAGUUGGUUCCAAACAUUCCAUUCCAAAUGUUGUUACGUGGUGCUAACGGUGUUGCUUACUCUUCUCUACCAGAUAACGCUAUUGACCACUUCGUCAAGCAAGCUAAGGACAAUGGUGUUGAUAUUUUCAGAGUUUUCGAUGCUCUAAACGAUUUAGAACAAUUGAAAGUUGGUGUCGACGCUGUCAAGAAGGCUGGUGGUGUUGUUGAAGCUACCAUCUGUUACUCUGGUGACAUGUUGGCCCCAGGCAAAAAGUACAACUUGGAUUAUUACUUAGACAUUACCGAAAAGAUUGUCAACAGUGGUACUCACAUUUUAGGUAUCAAGGAUAUGGCUGGUACUUUGAAGCCUUCUGCUGCCAGGUUAUUGAUUGGUUCGAUCAGAGCUAAGUACCCUGAAUUGCCAAUCCACGUUCACACUCACGAUUCAGCUGGUACUGGUGUUGCCUCUAUGGCUGCUUGCGCUCUCUCCGGUGCAGAUGUUGUUGACGUCGCUACCAACUCCAUGUCUGGUUUGACUUCUCAACCAUCUAUUAACGCUUUGCUAGCUGCUUUGGACGGCGAAAUCGACAACAACGUCAACGUUGGUUACGUUCGUGAAUUAGAUGCCUACUGGGCUGAGAUGAGAUUGCUAUACUCUUGUUUCGAAGCUGAUUUGAAGGGUCCUGAUCCAGAAGUUUACGUCCACGAAAUUCCAGGUGGCCAAUUGACCAACUUGUUAUUCCAAGCCCAACAAUUGGGUCUAGGUGAAAAAUGGGCAGAAACUAAGAGAGCUUAUCGCGAGGCUAACCUGUUGUUAGGAGAUUUGGUUAAGGUUACUCCAACCUCCAAAGUUGUUGGUGAUUUGGCCCAAUUUAUGGUUUCAAACAAGUUGACCUCUGAUGACGUCAGAAGAUUGGCUUCUUCUCUUGACUUCCCAGACUCCGUUAUGGACUUCUUCGAAGGUUUAAUCGGUCAACCAUACGGUGGUUUCCCAGAACCAUUGAGAACUGAUGUUUUGAGGAACAAGAGAAGAAAGUUGACUCAAAGACCAGGUUUGGAAUUGGCUCCAUUCGAAUUGGAAAAGAUUAAGGAAGACUUAUCAACCAGAUUCAGUGACAUCGAUGAAUGUGAUGUUGCCUCCUACAACAUGUAUCCAAAGGUCUACGAAGACUUCCGCAAAAUCAAGGAAAAGUAUGGUGAUCUAUCAGUGUUGCCUACCAAGAACUUCUUAUCCCCUCCAGUUAUUGGUGAAGAAAUUGUCGUUACCAUCGAACAAGGUAAGACUUUGAUCAUUAAGCCACAAGCUAUUGGUGAUUUGAACAAGGAAACCGGUAUCAGAGAAGUUUACUUCGAAUUGAACGGUGAAUUGAGAAAGGUCUCUGUUGCUGACAGAUCCCAAAAGGUUGAAUCUGUCUCCAAGCCAAAGGCUGACGCCCAUGAUCCAUUCCAAAUCGGUUCCCCAAUGGCUGGUGUUGUCGUUGAAGUCAAGGUCCACAAGGGUUCAUUGAUUGCUAAAGGUCAACCAGUCGCUGUCUUGAGUGCCAUGAAGAUGGAAAUGGUUAUCUCAUCCCCAGCAGACGGCCAAGUCAAGGAGGUUCUUGUCAAGGAUGGUGAGAAUGUUGACGCUUCCGACUUGCUUGUUGUUUUGGAAGAAGCUCCAGCUAAGGAAUAG